Chlorella variabilis is the source of this 924-nucleotide messenger RNA. RefSeq lists its product as hypothetical. The transcript has 3 exons. Lineage: Eukaryota; Viridiplantae; Chlorophyta; Trebouxiophyceae; Chlorellales; Chlorellaceae. The annotation marks the transcript as partial. Gene Ontology annotation, cellular component: membrane; intracellular membrane-bounded organelle. The record is from RefSeq and is a predicted model, not a curated record.
GGCCUCCCUGUCCCCGCAGGCUCCCUCAACACCAUAGCCACCAAGAUCCAGGACAACGUUGUAGUGGGUCACGACGAGGCGGGACGCGCCGUGCACUUCAAGCACCCCGCCUUCCAGACCGCCGCCAUGUUCCUGGGCGAGGCGCUGUGCCUGGUUCCCUUUGCGCUGCGGCGCUGGUACAAGGCAGCCACGCGCGCCACGCCGCUGAGCGCGGAGGAGGCGGCGGCGCGCGACCACCGCCUGCGCCGCUCCUUUGCCGUGUUCAGCCUGCCCGCGAUGUGCGACGCGGCGGCCACCACCCUGCUCAACCUGGGCCUCUUCUACACGUACGCCUCGGUGUUCCAGAUGCUGCGCGGCACGCUGGUCAUCUUCGCCGGCAUGCUCACCAUCCUGCUGCUGCACCGCCGCCUCCACUCCCACCACUGGCUGGGCAUCGUGCUGAUCGGCGCGGGGGCGGCGCUGGUGGGCGCCUCCUCGCUUCUCGCCCAACAGCCUCUCCCGCAUCCCUCCCUCACCCCCACCCCCACUCACCACACCCCGCAGCUGCUGGCUGCCACCCAGUUCAUCGUUGAGGAGAAGUACUUGGUGAAGUACCGCGCCCCCGUACUGCUGGCGGUGGGCAUGGAGGGCUUCUGGGGCGUGGCCCUCUGCACCCUGGCGCUGCCCGCGCUGCAGCUCAUCCCGGGGCCGGGGGGGCGCCCGCUGGACAGCGUGGCUGACGCCUGGGCGGAGGUGCGUCGCGACGCCACGCUGCAGUGGACCACCGCCGCCACCGUCGUCUCCAUCGCCUUUUUCAACUUCUUCGGAGUGAGCGUGACCAAGAGCCUGAGCGGCGCGGCGCGCGCCACCAUCGACGCCUGCCGCACCCUCUUCAUCUGGCUGUUUGCGCUGCGCAUGGGCUGGGAGCACUUCCACAUGCUGCAG